AUGUCUACGGGUGAACCCUCCCAAACAUCUGACCUAAGACGAGACAAUGAGUCUAACAAAUCUUCAAGUAUCGAUGUCGAAACUUUGAGUCUAGAAGCUGAAUCCUUCAUAUCCUUUAAAUCGAAAAGAUCGGAUUCAACUGUAAAGUCAUCGAUAGCUUCAUUAACGGAAUCCAUAUCUAAGAUGAGUGUAACAUCAUCCUUAAAACAAAAAAAGGAUAGAAUUAUAACGUCAGUUAAAAACAGAUUAAAAGAUUUUAACAAGAAAAUGCAUCAAACAUUUGAUAAAGGAUUUCAAGAUUUUGUUUCCAAGGAUAAGGAAAGGAAGUUGGAAGAAAAUUUUUUGGGAUAUUACGAAUGUUUGAUUCCCAGUAAUUCCGAAUUAUCGAUUCCAAAAAUCUCUCUAACGACGGCUAGAAUUGAUUUACAUGAAACUAAAACACAAGAGCCAGAAAAAGCAAAGUAUUUAGUCUUAACGAAAAUCAAAGAAUCUCCAUAUAUUAAUAAUUCAUCAUUAUUCAUUAUCACUGGUAAAGGUUCAAAAAUUGAAAAUGGAGGAUGGACAGGAAAAAAAUUUAAUGAAUUUCCUCAAUGGAUGCAAAAUGAUUCUAUUAAGGAUUUAAUAGUUGAAAACCCGGUAAAAGGACUCGGAACUUAUAGAGUACUAAUAAAAAAUAUUGAAAAUACGGAUAAUGAAGGUAAUAUUUAUAAAAAUAUUAACUUGAAGGAAUUGGAAGAAAUUGCUGAGAAAGAAGAUGGGUUUAACUACAAAAUGUUAUUAGCUGGGUAUUAUAUAAUGGGCACUAACGAUUUGAAAACCGCAAAUUUGCACCCCGCUGAGGAGAUGUAUAAAAAUGCUACAGAGUGGUAUCGUAAAGCUGAAAAGUCAGGAUCCGUUGAGGCAAAGUUAUGUCUAGGAUAUAUGCAUUGUAUUGGUUUUAGUAUGUUAGAUUAUAAUCCAGAAACGGCCAAAAAAUUAUUUAAGGAAGUGAUUAAAGCAAAUGCAGUAUCAGAAAAGACAAACUCAAGUAAAGAAACCACAUCGGAAGAAUUGGCCAGAAUAGCAAUGAGAAAUAUAGCAAUAUUAUAUCAUAAUAGCUAUGUUAUUAAACCCUUUGAAUGGAAAAAUAUUAUCAAGGAUAGUCAAUCUGCAUAUAAUCUUGGAUUACUUUACGAAGAUAAGGAUGGAAUUAAAGCGGAAAAAUGGUUUGAAAAAGCA
Molecule: messenger RNA, 1218 nt
Organism: Funneliformis mosseae
Lineage: Eukaryota; Fungi; Glomeromycota; Glomeromycetes; Glomerales; Glomeraceae
Source: the annotation of a GenBank genome assembly